This is a messenger RNA of Pogona vitticeps (central bearded dragon), 3533 nucleotides long. It is a transcript of the gene LRFN2, whose product is annotated as leucine rich repeat and fibronectin type III domain containing 2. The record is from RefSeq and is a predicted model, not a curated record. Lineage: Eukaryota; Metazoa; Chordata; Lepidosauria; Squamata; Agamidae. Gene Ontology annotation, molecular function: protein binding. Gene Ontology annotation, cellular component: cell surface; postsynaptic density membrane.
CACACACACAUACAUACGUACAUACAUACAUAUACCCGGGUUCUGCGAACUUGGGGACUUGCCGUAGCCACAUCCAGGUGGUACCCCGGGAUGCCUUAGAAAACAGACCUUGCAAACGCCAGCAGGCUGCUUAGCCUUUGGACAACAGGGUCUCUUGGAAAGAGAGAGGGAAAAAAUAAGUUCAUCUCCUUUCUCUAUUGUAAUACACACGUACACCCUUACCCGGGUCUUCUGUUUUUGUCCUUUCCUCUCCCUUCUGUGGAUAUUACUGGGUAAGGAGUCUCAAGGAUUCAGCCAUUUGGACUUCUCUGAAUCACGUUCCAUCUGCCAAGCUUUCUUCAUUUUUGCAUAGCUGGAUCGACCGAGGAUUCUAAAAUUAUUAUUGGUGCAUCUUCGUCUGAAGAAAAGGAGAAAGAGGAGGAGGAGGAAGAAGAAGAAAGGAUGAAUGGCAUAGCAAGAAGGAUUCAAUCCCCUCCGGACACUGUAUUCUCAAAGCAAGGAUAAAUGUGAUUCCACAAAAGGCCCCGUCGUGUGAUUUACCAUGGAAAAAUUGUUCUGCAGCAUCCUGUUGUUUGGAGUGGCUGUUGUGGUCAACGCUUGUCCAAAAUAUUGUGUCUGUCAGAACCUGUCUGAGUCUCUGGGGACUCUUUGCCCUUCCAAGGGCCUCCUUUUUGUACCACCAGACAUAGACAGAAGGACUGUUGAACUCCGGCUUGGGGGGAACUUCAUUAUUAACAUCAGCAGACAAGAUUUUGCCAACAUGAGUGGACUUGUUGACCUUACGUUGUCUAGGAAUACUGUAAGCUACAUACAGCCCUAUUCUUUUGCUGACCUGGAAAGCCUGCGGUCAUUGCACUUGGAUAGUAAUAGGCUGCCCGAUAUUGGGGAGGAUAUUUUGAGAGGCCUCAUUAAUCUGCAGCACUUGAUUCUAAACAACAACCAGCUGAGCUAUAUCUCAGAUGAAGCCUUUGAAGAUUUUUUGUUCACCUUAGAAGAUCUGGAUCUUUCCUACAAUAACCUCAGAAGCAUUCCAUGGGAAUCUAUAAGAAAGAUGGUAAACUUGCACCAGAUAAGUUUGGAUCAUAAUUUAAUAGAUUAUAUUACAGAGGGGACUUUUGCAGACCUUCAGAAACUAGCCAGGUUGGACCUAACAUCCAACAGGCUUCAGAAACUUCCUCCUGAUCCCAUAUUUGCCAGGUCCCAAACAUCUCCACUGACCUCAACUCCCUUUUCCCCACCUUUAUCUCUGAGCUUUGGAGGAAACCCUUUGCAUUGUAAUUGUGAACUGUUGUGGCUGCGGCGUCUUGAUAGAGAUGAUGACAUGGAAACAUGUGCUUCUCCACCAGGUCUCAAAGGGAGAUACUUUUGGUAUGUCAGGGAAGAGGAGUUUGUUUGUGAGCCACCUCUGAUUACUCAGCACACCCACAAAUUGUUGGUUUUAGAAGGACAAACAGCCACCUUAAAGUGCAAAGCCAUUGGGGACCCCUCCCCGGUCAUUCACUGGGUAGCCCCAGAUGAUCGACUUAUUGGGAAUUCUUCAAGGACAGCUGUUUACGAUAAUGGCACUUUAGAAAUCCUGAUCACAACCUCCAAGGAUUAUGGAAAAUUCACAUGCAUAGCAGCGAAUGCUGCAGGAGAAUCUACAGCAACAAUUGAGUUGUCCAUAGUCCAGCUCCCACAUCUCAGCAACGGCACAGGACGAGCAGCCCCACCCAAAUCCAGACUGUCUGACAUCACCAGCUCCAGCAAGUCCAAUCGAGGGGAAGCCAAGGGACCACCAGAAAGGGCUGUCUUGAUUUCUGAGGUAACCACUUCUUCAGCUUUGGUCAAAUGGACAGUGAGCAAGUCUGCUCCAAGAGUUAAAAUGUACCAGCUACAAUAUAACUGCUCAGAUGAUGAAGUUCUAAUUUACAGGAUGAUUCCUGCGACGAAUAAAGCAUUUGUGGUGAACAACCUGGUUUCUGGAACAGGCUACGAUCUGUGUGUUCUGGCCAUGUGGGAUGAUACUGCUACAACGCUGACUGCUACCAACAUUGUGGGCUGUGCCCAGUUCUACACCAAAGAGGACUAUCCCCAGUGCCACUCCAUGCACAGCCAGUUCCUGGGUGGGACAAUGAUCCUCAUUAUCGGAGGCAUUAUUGUGGCAACUCUGUUGGUGUUCAUCGUCAUACUUAUGGUCCGGUACAAGGUUUGCAACAACGCACCAGGGAAAAUGGCCAGUGUUAGCAACGUCUAUUCGCAAACUAAUGGAUCGCAACCCGUCCAGAAUGGCGUCCUGCCACAAGUCAACCCCAAAGUGGUGGUAAGGAAUGAGCUCAUGCAGUUUAACUGUGAGUCUGCGCACAGCAGCAUCUCGUCUUCUUCUAGCUCUGUGAACAGUCGUGACUGUGAUGGCUACAGCCUCCAAAGUGAGCAGGGCACAUUGUCCAGUAAGUGGAGGCCCCCUUCAAGGUCAAAGCACAACAACAUUGACCGGCUCAUGGGAGCUUUUGCCUCUCUGGAACUGAAGUGUCAGAAAAAAGAGGACAUAGUAGACUCCAGAACUUCAACAGUGGCCCGUCACUCAGACAAGGAACCACUAUUGGGCCAGCAAGAAUCCAAAUUCCGUAGCCUCCUCAUGUUACCACUGGAGGGUAAAACUAAACGUAGCCAUUCUUUUGACAUGGGAGACUUUUCCACCUCUCAGUGCUGCAACUACCCCAAAAAGAUCACAAACAUUUGGACAAAACGAAGCCUGUCAGUGAAUGGCAUGCUUUUGCAGUACGAUGACAGUGACCUGACAGGGGCAAAGGGGACUUAUGGAAGCUCAGAGUGGGUCAUGGAAAGCACAGUGUAAAUAAGAGUUGUGCUCCAUUGCAUUUGUAGUCCCUCAAACAUUAAAAAAAAGGUCCAUGAUUGUUUAAAAAAAAAGGCCAUAAACAACAAUGGGAGGACACAAAGACACAGAAAAACACACACAACUAAGCCGUAUAUUGGUUAGUAAAUAUUAAGAUUUUUAAAAAGUGAGAUAAGAGGGGUUACCAAAUGUGGGUAGGGGUGUGUGUGUGUGUGCCUGUGAGGAGCUGAUGAAAUGCCUCCGAUACAUUUGUUCUGUACAUGUGGACGUCUAAAGGAAAUCACCGAUAGCAUUGAGUGGUUUCCCAGUCUUCUGGUGAACUGUUGAACAAGAUUAAAUGAGGAGUCAACACAGGUUAAGUGAUGCAUAUUUAAAGAGGAAUGCCCUCCCUCUCCAUUUUCUCUAGGUCUGAGAAGACCACUCCCAUGGUUAUAAUGCCAACAGAAAGGCAAUGGCAGCUGUCACUGAAUAAAGAUAGCAUCUGGAGAAAGGGAGCAUGUGUAUCCAAAACAUCUCAUCACACACCAUGUGGUGCUUUACCUGUUUGGUUAAGGAUGUUUUUUUUCUUUCCCAAGAAUAAAAAGGGUCUCUGAGUUGGAUUUUCUUUCAUGUUUACCUUUUCUUCCCUUGUUCUGCAGCCUUUCCCCGAGUCCAAGAAACACAUGUGGCAGCAUUGUGACAUUAAAAAAGGCCAAAU